UAAAAAACAGUGAAAUUAUUCAAGAAAAUUUAACGCUACCUCCAGUAAUAUAAAAUUAAAAAAAGAAGAUUUGGUGAAGGCUUAUAACCUAAUAUUAAAGUGUCAAUACGAUAAACCUUUAUAUUUGAAUGUUGGAAUGGACGAUGAAAUGAAACAGAUUUUACAGACAUCCAAGAAGAUAGAAAAUGCUUCGAAAAAAGAAGGAUUAAGAGAAGGCAUUUCAGCAGGACGUGAUAGCAAUUUUCAAGAAAGUUUUGAUAGAGGCUUUGAAGAAGGCUUUAAAAACGGGUUUCUAUUGGGAAAAUACAAAGGAAUCUUAAUAGCAGAAUCAAAACUUAUGGCAUCAGAUGAAAAAACACAUGGUUUAUUAGAAAAUAUAAGUCUAGGCUCUUGCGAAAUCUGCAAAAAUCAAGAUUCUUUGAUAGAUGAAGAAAACAUAGAUAAUCUCACAGAAAUACAGAUUAAAUCUUUCAACAAAAAUGUUCAAACUUUGAUUUCUAAUUUUGGAGAAAAUAUACUGAGUGAUAUAAAAAAAUAAGUAAUUUGGAAAUAAAGAAAACACUAGAUGUUUAUUUAAAUGGUUUUGGUUUUUUAACUAUUAAAAAAUUACCUUUUAAUCACCAUGUAGUAGUACUUGAGGUCUAAGGUUGCCACCCGUAUUUUAUAAUAAAGUAAGAAAGGAUAUUUCAGUUAAAUAUACUCUAUACUUUAUGAGAACAAUAAAGUUUGCAAAAAUACUUUAUUUCGCAU
This is a messenger RNA of Diorhabda sublineata, 750 nucleotides long. RefSeq lists its product as uncharacterized. The transcript has 3 exons. The record is from RefSeq and is a predicted model, not a curated record. Lineage: Eukaryota; Metazoa; Arthropoda; Insecta; Coleoptera; Chrysomelidae. The coding region runs from base 137 to 538 and encodes 133 amino acids.